GAUGGCAGGGUGAGUAGGGCAGGGACGCAGCACAGCGGAGAAGCCAGCUCAAGGCAUAGCUGAGCAGAGCCAGGACAGCAGCUGGAAGUUUCUGAGCAGGCCAGGCAAAGACCCGUCCUGUGCCUGGCGCUGCAAAGCCACUUUACAAGUCCCGGUGGUUGGUGCACACUGGCCACAGCAUUCUGGGCCUGGCAAAGCUCAUCUCCAUGUCGAGAGGAGGGGAGAUGGUUUAUAUCCCGGACGACUCUGACUUCAGCUCAUUCAGGGACCAGUGUGAGAGCCUGGAGGGCUGGCAUAGCCAGUACAACAAGGGUGGGGUGAUGGUGUGGAGCCAGAUGCCAGGAGAGAGCCGGACAGUGCAGAAAAUCAAGCUGCGCAUCACCUGCAAGGAUGUGCCAGCCACGACACUCUAUGAUGUGCUGCACGACACCCAGUACCGCAAGAAAUGGGACUCCAACGUCAUCGAGACCUAUGACAUCGGGCGCCUGACGGCCAACGCCGAUGUGGGAUACUAUGCCUGGAAGUGCCCGAGUCCCCUGAAGAACAGGGACUUUGUCACCCUGCGCUCCUGGCUGCCCCUAGGCAAUGACUACAUGAUCAUCAACUACAGCGUCAAGCACCCGAAGUACCCACCACGGAAGGACUUCGUGAGGGCCGUGUCCCUGCAGACGGGCUACCUGGUCAAGGCCAAUGGCCCCCUAGCCUGCACCCUCUACUACCUCACCCAGGUGGACCCCCGAGGUUCGUUACCAAAGUGGGUGGUGAACAAAGUGUCCCAGUUUGUGGCGCCAAAGGCCAUGAAGAAGAUCUACAAGGCGGGGCUGAAGUACCAGGAGUGGAAGCAGAAGCACGAGCCUGGCUUUAAGCCCUGGGUGUACCCAGAGCAGAACACGCUGCCUAGCAUCAGCCUGGCCGAGCUGUCCCUGCAGCACGCCGAGUCCCUGGAGAACAUCGACGAGAGUGGCCUCGCUGAGGACAGGAUGCACAUCAGCGAUGACGAGGCCUGA
Gopherus evgoodei (Goodes thornscrub tortoise) is the source of this 1007-nucleotide messenger RNA. RefSeq names its product START domain-containing protein 10-like. The transcript is spliced from 6 exons. The coding region runs from base 207 to 1007 and encodes 266 amino acids. Gene Ontology annotation, molecular function: lipid binding. NCBI's taxonomy places the organism in Eukaryota, Metazoa, Chordata, Testudines, Testudinidae. The record is from RefSeq and is a predicted model, not a curated record.